Pantherophis guttatus is the source of this 4466-nucleotide messenger RNA. RefSeq names its product CTR9 component of Paf1/RNA polymerase II complex (gene CTR9). The record is from RefSeq and is a predicted model, not a curated record. Gene Ontology annotation, molecular function: RNA polymerase II complex binding. Gene Ontology annotation, cellular component: Cdc73/Paf1 complex. Gene Ontology annotation, biological process: transcription elongation by RNA polymerase II; regulation of DNA-templated transcription. Lineage: Eukaryota; Metazoa; Chordata; Lepidosauria; Squamata; Colubridae.
GCGGUGGGGCUGUUGGUCAGACGGCCGCUCGAGCGGGAGGCUGGCGGGCGUGAGGUGUCUUAGGGGGCUGUAGCGAUUUCCUCCCCGGUAGCUGGAGCGGCGGCGCUGUCACUCGCCAUCAUGUCUCGGGGCUCGAUUGAGAUCCCCCUCCGGGAUACCGACGAGGUCAUUGAGCUUGACUUCGAUCAGUUACCGGAGGGGGAUGAAGUUAUAAGUAUUUUGAAACAGGAACAUACUCAGCUGCACAUAUGGAUUGCCCUAGCGCUGGAAUAUUACAAACAAGGCAAAACGGAAGACUUUGUGAAACUAUUAGAGGCUGCUCGCAUAGAUGGAAACCUGGAUUAUAGAGACCAUGAAAAAGAUCAGAUGACUUGCUUAGAUACCUUAGCAGCCUACUAUGUACAGCAGGCUCGGAAAGAAAAGAACAAAGAUAACAAGAAAGAGCUUAUUACGCAAGCUACACUGUUGUACACUAUGGCUGAUAAAAUUAUCAUGUAUGAUCAGAAUCACUUAUUGGGAAGAGCCUGUUUCUGCCUUCUGGAGGGGGAUAAGAUGGAUCAAGCAGAUGCACAAUUUCAUUUUGUACUCAAUCAGUCUCCCAAUAAUAUUCCAGCCCUUCUUGGCAAAGCGUGCAUUUCGUUCAACAAGAAAGAUUACCGAGGUGCCCUUGCCUAUUAUAAAAAGGCCCUGCGAACUAAUCCUGGUUGCCCAGCUGAGGUUCGGCUGGGCAUGGGCCAUUGCUUUGUAAAGCUCAACAAGUUAGAAAAAGCUCGCCUGGCAUUCAGCAGGGCACUGGAACUCAAUUCUAAAUGUGUGGGGGCUUUAGUUGGAUUGGCUGUUCUGGAACUAAAUAACAAAGAGGCGGAUUCCAUCAAAAAUGGUGUCCAGUUACUUUCUAGAGCUUACACAAUUGAUCCUAGUAACCCUAUGGUAUUAAAUCACUUGGCAAACCACUUCUUCUUUAAAAAGGAUUAUGGUAAGGUCCAACACUUGGCACUUCAUGCUUUUCACAAUACAGAAGUAGAAGCAAUGCAGGCAGAGAGUUGCUACCAGCUGGCCAGGUCUUUUCACGUUCAGGAAGAUUAUGAUCAAGCUUUCCAGUAUUAUUACCAAGCCACACAAUUUGCCUCUUCAUCUUUUGUACUGCCAUUUUUUGGACUGGGUCAAAUGUACAUUUACCGAGGAGACAAAGAAAAUGCAUCACAAUGCUUUGAAAAAGUUUUGAAAGCCUACCCUAACAAUUAUGAGACCAUGAAAAUUCUUGGAUCUCUCUACGCUGCUUCAGAAGAUCAAGACAAACGAGAUAUUGCAAAGGGUCAUUUAAAGAAGGUGACAGAACAGUAUCCAGAUGAUGUGGAAGCUUGGAUUGAGCUAGCACAAAUUCUUGAGCAGACAGAUAUACAGGGUGCUCUUUCAGCCUAUGGCACAGCAACACGAAUACUUCAGGAAAAAGUACAAGCUGAUGUUCCCCCAGAAAUUUUAAAUAAUGUGGGUGCUCUCCACUUCAGACUUGGAAACUUAGGAGAAGCAAAGAAAUAUUUUUUGGCAUCCCUGGAUAGAGCUAAAGCAGAAGCGGAGCAUGAUGAACAUUACUACAAUGCAAUUUCCGUGACAACAUCAUACAACUUAGCCAGAUUAUAUGAAGCAAUGUGUGAAUUUCACGAAGCAGAGAAACUGUACAAAAACAUCCUAAGGGAACAUCCAAAUUAUGUUGAUUGCUACCUGCGUUUAGGAGCUAUGGCUAGAGAUAAAGGAAACUUUUAUGAAGCUUCUGACUGGUUUAAAGAAGCACUUCAAAUCAAUCAGGACCAUCCUGAUGCUUGGUCCCUGAUUGGCAAUCUUCACCUGGCCAAGCAAGAAUGGGGUCCAGGACAGAAGAAAUUUGAGAGAAUAUUGAAACAGCCAUCAACACAGAAUGACACUUACUCUAUGUUGGCUUUGGGCAAUGUGUGGUUGCAGACUCUGCACCAACCCACCAGAGACAGAGAGAAGGAAAAACGUCAUCAAGAUCGUGCCCUAGCCAUCUACAAACAGGUCCUCCGGAAUGACCCCAAGAAUUUGUAUGCUGCUAAUGGCAUAGGAGCCGUGCUGGCACACAAAGGAUAUUUCCGUGAGGCUCGUGAUGUUUUUGCCCAAGUGAGAGAGGCAACUGCAGAUAUCAGUGACGUGUGGCUUAAUCUUGCACACAUUUAUGUGGAGCAGAAGCAGUACAUCAGUGCUGUGCAGAUGUAUGAGAACUGUCUCAGAAAAUUCUAUAAACAUCAGAACACAGAAGUAUUGCUGUAUUUGGCCCGAGCUCUCUUCAAAUGUGGUAAAUUACAAGAAUGCAAACAAACAUUGCUAAAGGCAAGACAUGUAGCACCCAGCGAUACAGUCCUUAUGUUCAACGUGGCUCUUGUGCUGCAAAGGCUAGCUACCUCUGUCCUGAAAGAUGAAAAAAGUAACCUGAAGGAAGUAUUAAAUGCUGUGAAAGAACUGGAGCUAGCACACAGAUACUUCAGUUACUUGAGUAAAGUGGGAGAUAAAAUGAGAUUUGAUUUGGCACUUGCUGCAACCGAAGCCAGGCAGUGUUCGGAUCUGCUGAGCCAAGCUCAGUAUCACGUAGCUCGGGCUCGCAAGCAGGAUGAAGAAGAGCGGGAGCUGCGAGCAAAACAAGAGCAAGAAAAAGAACUGCUGCGUCAGAAGUUACUCAAAGAACAGGAAGAAAAACGUCUCAGGGAAAUAGAAGAACAGAAGAAACUUUUGGAACAGAGAGCACAAUAUGUGGAGAAGACCAAGAAUAUUCUCAUGUUCACAGGAGAAGUUGAAGGCUCAAAAGAGAAAAAGCGUGGUAGUGGAGCUGGCCGGCGUUCCAGAAAAACUGGAGAAUUUGAUGAGUUUGUCAAUGAUGACAGUGAUGAAGACCUUCCCGUAUCCAGAAAGAAAAAGAGGAGGAAGGGCAGUGGCAGUGAACAAGAUGGCGAAGAAGAGGACGGAGAGAAGAAAAAGAAGAAGCGACGAAGACCUCAAAAAGGAGAUGGUGAUACUGAUGACGAUGAAAACGAGACAGGACCAAGACAGAAGAAGCGACGCCCAGCCAAAACUGAGAAGAGAAGAAUGUCCAAGCCAGAACGCUUGCCUCUUUCAAUGAAGGGAAAAAUCAAAUCUAAAGCCAUCAUUUCAUCAAGCGAUGACUCAUCUGAUGAAGAUAAACUCAAAAUCGCUGAUGAUGGCAAUGCCAGGAACAGCAACAGUGACUCAGAUGAUGCCGAGCAGCAGCGUAACAAAAAUGUUGUGUCUGACAGUGAUUUGGACAACAGUAACAAAUCUGGCAGCGAGGGAGGCAGUCCCAGACGAUCCAGUGCCCGCCCUUCGGAUGAAGACUCAGACAGUGAUGGUUCAGUGAGAAAGAGAAGACACUCAGACAGUGAUGGUUCAGUGACAAAGAGAAGACACUCAGACAGUGAUGGUUCAGUGACAAAGAGAAGACACUCAGACAGUGAUGGUUCAGUGAGAAAGAGAAGACAGUCUGAUUCGGAGCAGUCGGAUAAUGAGUCUGUGCAGUCAGGAAGAAGUCGGUCUGGUGGUUCUGAGAACGAAUCUCGCCCAGCUUCCCGCAGUGCUGAUUCUGACAGAGAUUCAGAGAGAGUCUCUGACAAUGAGGGUUCAGUUAAUGAGUCUGAGCCAGAGGCUUCCAACAACGAGGCUUCCGAACGAGGCUCAUAUCGUGGAUCUGAUGAUAGUGAUUAAAUAUCAGCUGCAGCCCGGUUCUUAUAAACUCCUUUGUAAAUACAUAUCCCUCUGAGCCUAAUGAGAAGGAUAGACAACCAUCAUUUAUAUCUCAAAAUUGAUUUUAAAACAUGCAUAGCUAUGCUUUAGGAACAAAGUCUUGAAAUUUUUCCUACAACGUUUUUCUACUGAACUACCCAUUCACUAGAGCCUAGUGUUCCUUUAGUGUAUGUGAGCUACUCAAGUACCACAUUUGGCAAUAAGUAAGCUGCAUACUUACGUUCUGUAGGCCGCCUAGAGUCGCCCUAUCAGGAAGAUGGGCAGCAUAUAAAUUUAAUAAAUAAAAUAGGGCGUUUAAAAGUUUAUUUUGUUGAAAUGUACAUAUAAUGUGAAGAUGAACCAAAUGGUCAAAAUGGUAACGUUGCAUCCAGUUAUGCUCGCUUGAACCACCUGAGAUAAAUGCCUUGAAGCCCUCUGAUUUGGGCGGAAAACUGGAGCUCGUCCUUCCUUACCUGGUCUUGCUAGAUGUUCUGGUACUUUAUGAGGUGGUGUAAAGAAUGGGUCUACAACCUGUCACUCUGGCUAGCAAGCUCUUUUUGUUAUGUACAUACCUCUUGUAGUAAAAUUCUAAAUUUUAAAAGUUUUUUUUUUAAUUUGAAAAUUGCUACAGGUACAUAAAUAAAUUAUAGCUUUGUAAUGUGGCCAAAUUGCAAUAUUGUACAAGAGCCCUCCUGGAAUAAAAUGAUCUGUUUGUGGCA